CUCUCCGCUACAGGAGUUUUAACAAACUGAUAGUAACGGCAACAGCUUGAUUUUACCUUCUGCUGUUACAGACCAGUGUCAUUUUACUUAUUAUAUCCUAAACUUUUACUGUUCCUUGUAUUGUCAUGGCUGACAGGGCGGACGGAGGAGCUCUCAUCACCUCUAAGAGGAGGCAGCAGCCGGCGAGGAGGACGAGGCGACACAUCCCGAGGAAGAGCUGCAGCAGCCGGGUGAGUUUGGAGAAAGUUCUUGGCAUCAGCACAGUCAGCAGCAGUGGUUUGACCUCUGACCCCAACUCUGGACUCAUUGCCUACCCUGCAGGGUGUGUCAUUGUGCUGCUUCAGCCAAAGACCAACAGACAGACUCACAUCAUCAACGCAUGCAGGAAGCCCUUCACCGCCGUGGCCUUCUCGCCUGAUGGGAAACACCUGGUCACUGGAGAGAGUGGUCACAUGCCCUGCGUACGAGUGUGGGAGGUUGAUGGCGGCGGUGGUCAGGUGGCAGAGGUGCAGUCUCAUAAAUACGGCAUUUCCUGCGUGGCGUUCUCCUCCAACAGCACCUACAUUGUGUCGGUGGGAUUCCAGCACGACAGAACCGUCAGCGUCUGGGACUGGAAGAAAGGCUCCGUCAUCGCCUCCAACAAAGUGUCCAGCAGAGUCCUCUCCGUCUCCUUCUCUCAGGACAACAGUUACUUCGUCACCGCAGGAAACAGACACGUGAAGUUUUGGUACCUGGACGCCUCCAAAGAGCGGCGGGUGAACAGCACUGUCCCUCUGAUCGGUCGGUCGGGGCUGCUAGACCACCAUAAGAACAGUGUGUUCUGUGGCGUGGCGUGUGGGCGGGGCCUCCUGGCGAGCAACACCUACUGCAUCACCAGCUGCGGUCUGCUGUGUCUGUUCAACAGCAGCCGACACCUGGAGGCCUGGGUCAGCCUGAAGGUGUCAGCGGCGAGCUGCCUGGCGGUCAGCAAGGACUUCAUCUUCUGUGGAUGUUCAGACGGGGUGAUUAGAGUGUUCAGGCCGCCGGACCUGCAGUACGUCACCACGCUGCAGCGGCCGCACCGCCUCGGCGUCGACCUCGCUCGGAGCGCCCACCACGGCCCUCUGCCUGCCAGCUCCGAGGCUCAGUAUCCCGACAUGCUGGCUCUGACCUUUGACCCCAGAGGAAAACACCUGGCCUGUGUGUACAACGACCACAGUGUGUACGUGUGGGACGUUAAAGACGUGAGGGAUGUCAGGAAGCUGUACUCGGCUCUGUACCACAGCAGCUGUGUGUGGAGCGUGGAGGUGUAUCCGGAACUGCAGGACCCGUCUCAGGCCUGCCUGCCUGAGUCGUCCUUCCUCACCUGUUCGUCUGACAACACCAUCCGGCUGUGGAACACCAACCCCUCCACCAGAAACGGGAACCUCUACAGCCAAGACCUGCUGAGGAUCCUGUAUGUGGGGGAGAACAUGCAGCACCUGCAGGGGGAGAGGGGGGAGGCAGCAGGGGCUGAUGGGAAGGCAGGGGUUCGAAUCCUGGGAGUCAGUCCAGAUGGACAGCACCUGGCUGCGGGGGAUCGCUGUGGAAACCUGCGGAUCUUCGGUCUGCAGUUUCUGGAUGAACUGGUGAAAAUCGAAGCUCACGACUCGGACGUGUUGUGUCUGGAGUUUUCUCCCCUGUCCACAGGUGUGAAGCUGUUGGCUUCAGCCAGCAGGGAUCGGCUGAUCCACGUCUUCAACCUGGAGAGAAACUACAGUCUGGAACAAACUCUGAGCGACCACUCAGCCUCCAUCACUGCAGUUAAAUUUACAGGUGAGAAUCCAGAGGUCCGAAUGGUGAGCUGCGGAGCCGACAAAAGCAUUUACUUCUGCACGGGCGAGCAGACAGUGGACGGUUUGACGUUCUCCAGGAGUCACCAUGUGGUGGAGAAGACCACCCUGUACGACAUGGAUCUGGACUCGUCCAGGACUCACGUCGCCAUAGCGUGUCAGGACCGAAAUGUCAGAGUGUACAACGUGGAAACGGGGAAACUGAAGAAGUGUUUGAAAGGAUCGAGCAGUGAUGAAGGCUCCCUGCUGAAGGUCCAGAUGGAUCCUUCAGGGUCGUUCUUCGCCACCAGCUGCUCCGAUAAAAACAUCACCAUCUAUGACUACGAGUCAGGAGAGUGUGUCGCCACCCUGUUCGGACACUCUGAGAUCGUCACCUGCAUGAGGUUCAGUCAGGACUGCAGACACCUGAUCUCCGUGUCAGGAGACAGCUGUGUGUUCGUGUGGAGGUUGGACCCUCACAUGACCAGCACCAUGAGGAAGAGGCGGGGCCUCAGAGCGGCGCAGGACACCUGCAGCCAGAAGCAGACGAACAUCAGGAGGGAGACCUUCAUCACGAUGCCUUCAGCGCCUCUGCUUCAGGUGCUGGAAGAGGAGCAGGAAGAGUCAGACCUCAAGACUCCAGGAAAACUGGGCCCAGGUCCUGAUGAGGAGGAGGUGGUCGUUAAAUCACCUGAAGUCACUUCGCUGCUCCACACCAACGGGAAGCUCCCCACAUGGUUCAGAAAGCUGGCUCAAGGCGAAGACGCCUCUGUUCAGUCAGACGCUGAGCCUCGUCGGGUACGGAGCCGGUGGGCGGAGCAGCCAAACACUCUGAUCGUCUGUGCCAACUCCACCCCGAGCCCCACCAGGAGUCAGGACGAAGACGAGGAGGAGGAGGAAGACUUUCACGUUCAGAGUCUGGAGAGGCUGCUGGCAGAUGAUGAGGAGGAGGGGGUGCUGCAGACAGCAGGUGAAGGCAACACGUUCAUCGUCCCCUCGGACUCGAGCUCUGCACUUCCUGUUUUCAGAGUCGAGGGUGUCUCCUGUUCUCAGCUGGAGACCAGCGUUCAGGGGGCGGAGCCUGUGUGGAGGACUCAGCUGAGUCCGGACUCUGCGUGUUCUGAAGGGUCCACAGGAAGUCUGGAGCAGCAGCACGACGCCGACACGGACUCUCUGAGUCAGGGCAGCUCUGUGGGCAGUUUGGGUCUAGAGGACGACGAGGACAGUAACUCUGUGAAGAACCACUUUGAGACUCUGGUCUCGAGUUUGGAAGAACGCUUCGACACCGACCCGACGAGCCUGCAGCCUCCGGAGGAAAAACACUUCCUGAACCCUCGACUCAGCAUCUCCACCCGCUUCCUGUCCCGCUUCCAGGACCGAGUCAGGGCGUGGCCGGUCCGAGCCCCGCCCCCCAUCUCCGUCCCACGCAGGAUCUCAGAGGAGAGCAAUGUCAGAUCGGUGAGGUCCAAGUCCAGCUGCGUCGUCAUCGCUGCCUCUGAAGGUUCGACCUCCACCGGCAGCUCUGCAGCCCUCCCCUCCAGGACUCUGAUGGACAACAACAGCAUCUCUGAGGCUUCAGUCCUGCAGGAACCAGCACAGAUCUUCUACAUGGAGACGUCUGGAUCGAGUCGGGACACCCCCACCUCCAUCACCACCUCCUCCUCCCUGGAAGAGAACAAGGAGAACCUCUCCUCCUCCUCAAACCUCCACCCUGCAGAGGUCUCCUGUGUUUCAGGUGGUCCAAACCUCAACACCAGUAAAACAGAAGACCCCCAGGACCAGACCAGCAGCCCCCAUAAACUGGCCACGCCCACUCUGGUGAUGUCACAGGACAGGUGCAGGGGGUGGAGCAGCAGCACGGAGGAGACUAUGAUACAAGGGCCCGCCCUUUUCACCACACCCACCACCUCUGCAGCUGUGGAGGGGGCGGGUCCUGGUGUGGAUGAGACUGUAAUCCAGACUGAUCCGGAUGUGUCUUCAGCAGAUGCCCCGCCCAUGUCCUCUUCCUCGCCGCCAGCAGAGAGGCUCCUCCCCCCUCCAUCAGAUGACUUCACCGGUCAACCAGGUGGAGAUGAGGAUGAGGAGUCGGUCAGAGUUCAGCAGGUCGUCAACGAGCUUCGUCAGGCAGCGAGGCGGGCCGUCCACCUGUUCCAGCAGCUUGGCGAGUCGGAACGGACCCAGCAGAACUUAUCUGUCCUGCAGGAAGCAUUCAGCGCCGUUAACUCGGAGCUGCAAGCAGUAAUGCAGCCAGAUGUUGGGCGGAGCAGCGGUGGUGGGCGGAGCAGCGGUGGUGGGCGGAGCAGCGGUGGUGGGCGGAGCAGCAGCGACCCCUCUGGUUCGCUGCAGGAUGACAGGACAAGGUCUCUGCUGGAGAAAUACUCAGACCUGCUGCUCCAGAUGACCCUGAACAAAAUGAACCGGAUCUGA
Molecule: messenger RNA, 4217 nt
Organism: Nematolebias whitei (Rio pearlfish)
Lineage: Eukaryota; Metazoa; Chordata; Actinopteri; Cyprinodontiformes; Rivulidae
Gene: wdr62
Product: WD repeat domain 62
Exons: 32
Coding region: 126-4217 (1363 amino acids)
Molecular function (GO): protein binding
Source: RefSeq, a predicted model, not a curated record